CUCCCGGCUGCAAAGGGGCUGCUCCCGCUGCAAGGAGUCUGCUCCCCACGCUGCAAAGGCGCAGCUCCCGCUGCAAGGAGCUACUCUUCCCGCUGCAAGGCGCCGCUCCCCGCUUUGCAAAGGGGCAGCUCCCGCUGCAAGGCGCCGCUCCCCCCUCUCCAACCUGUUGUGGCCGCGGGCGGCGGUCCCGCGGCAGAGGCGGGGCAGCGGGGCCGGGGCCGCGGCGCAAGAUGGCGUUGGGGCGGCGGGGGAGCGCGCUGCCCGCCUAGAUGCGGUGGCGGCCGCUGCGCCCGGCGCCCCGCGGGGCGUACAUGGCGCUGGAGGACCUGCUUUGUCUCUGCUUCGCCGUGCUGGCCGUGCAAGGAAGGCUUUUGGAAGGAGAUUCCCUGGAGCUGAGCUGUAGUGCUGGUGCUGCAAAGGUGAUACUGGAGCCAAACCAAGUCGUGGUUUUGGACUGUAACCUGGCCCCUGUUGAGCAGGUGAUCAAUAUCACGUGGAAGAAGAAUGGGUUUCCAUUAGUGGAGGAGGAACAUCUAUACGUGCUUCCGAAUGGAUCACUCUUCAUCUCAUCCCAGGCUGUGGCAAAGGACAGUAAAUAUCCUGAGAGGAAUGGUGCUGAGGGUAAUUACUCCUGCGUGUCUCACAGCUCCCUAGGGGCUGUCACCAGUCAAACGGCUGCAGUCAGAUUUUCAACCUUAUCACACUUUUUCCAACAGCCAGAGUCGCAGACAGUGGAAAAAAAUGGCAUGGCCCGGUUUGAGUGUCGGAUUGAAGGACUGCCCUCCCCUGUCAUCACGUGGGAGAAGGACGAUGAAGCUGUUCCAGCAGAACCCAGGUUUAUAACGCUUCCAAAUGGUGUCCUCCAAAUUGUGGAUGUGCAGGAAAGUGAUGCUGGGGCUUACCACUGCGUGGCAACCAACGCCGCCCGAAAACGCUACAGCAAUGAUGCAGUCCUCAGUGUCCUAAAAGGUUCCCAGCCAGCAGGAGGAGAUGUCACCAUCAUCGCAGCUCCAGAGAACACCACGGUGGUGGCUGGAGAGAGCGUGGUGAUGGAGUGCAUGGCGGCUGCUGAUCCCACUCCCUUUGUCUCCUGGAUACGACAGGAUGGAAAACCCGUUUCUACAGAUGUGAUUGUGCUGGGCCGAACAAAUCUCCUCAUUCCUUCCAGCCAGCCCCAUCACUCCGGGGUGUAUGUCUGCCGUGCUAACAAACCCCAGACCAGGCAGUUUGUUACAGCCGCCGCUGAGCUCCGAGUCCUUGCUACACCCAGCAUCUCCCAGGCUCCUGAAACCAUCUCACGCACUCGAGCCAGCACAGCCCGGUUUGUCUGCAAGGCAGAGGGGGAGCCAGCCCCAACCAUUCACUGGCUGAAGAAUGGUGAGACCAUCCUCUCCAACGGGCGGGUGAAGGUGCAGAGCAGCGGCAGCCUCGUCAUCAAUCAGAUCGGGUUGGAGGAUGCUGGCUACUAUCAGUGCGUGGCCGAGAACAGCCUGGGCACGGCUUGUGCCACUGCCAAGCUCUCAGUGAUCGUGCGGGAGGGUUUGCCCAGUGCUCCCAAGAAGGUGUCAGCUGUGUCCCUCUCCAGCACCACAGUCCUUGUGUCCUGGGAGCGGCCAGAGUACAACAGUGAACAGAUCAUUGGCUUCUCAUUACAUUACCAGCGGGCUGUGGGAACUGAUAAUGUGGAAUACCAGUUUGCUGUCAAUAACGAUACCACUGAGCUGCAAGUCAAGGACCUAGAACCCAAUACCAAUUAUGUCUUCUAUGUGGUCGCGUAUUCUCAGCUUGGAGCCAGCCGGACGUCCUCUUCUAUUGUUGUUCAGACCCUGGAGGAUGUUCCUAGUGCUGCCCCUCAGCUGUCCCUGUCGAGCAUGACUCCUGGUGACAUCCGUGUGACUUGGCUGCCUCCUCCUCCAGAGCUGAGUAACGGCAAGAUAACGAAGUACAAGAUUGACUACUGUACCCUCAAGGAAGAUCAGGUCACAUCCAUUGAAGUGGGUGGAAACGAGACACAAAUCACUCUCUACUCGCUCCAUCCCAACAAAGUAUACAAAGUUCGCAUCGCAGCCAGCACCAGCGUGGGCUAUGGAGCCCCUUCUGAGUGGACGCAGCAUCGAACUCCAGACAGAGACAACCAGACGCAUGUUCCAUUUGCCCCGACAGAAUUAAAAGUCCGGGCGAAGAUGGAGUCUCUCCUGAUAACGUGGCAGCCCCCAGCCAACCAUGCCCAGAUAUCUGGCUACAAACUCUACUACCGAGAAGUGGGCCCAGAGGAAUCCAGCGAUGAAAGCCCUUUGGAUGGUGCUGAAGAUGACAGCUGGGACGUGGGACCCAUCAAACUGAAGAAGAAAGUGAAGCAGUACGAGCUGACCCGACUAGCUCCUGGGAAACUCUAUGAGGUGAAGCUGGUGGCAUUCAAUAAGCACGAAGAUGGUUAUGCAGCAGUUUGGAAGGGCAAAACGGAAAAGGCACCUGCAACAGCAGUAGAUCUCCCUGUACAAAAGGGUCCUCCACUGCCUCCAGUCCAAGUCUAUGCAGAGUCCAACAGCUCAACUUCUAUAUGGCUCAGGUGGAAGAAACCUGACUUCACCACAGUCAAGAUUGUCAACUACACCGUGCGCUUCAGCCCCUGGGGCCUGAAAAACGCCUCUCUUGUUACAUACUACACAAGCUCGGAUGAAGACAUUCUCAUUAGUGGGUUGAAGCCCUACACCAGGUAUGAGUUUGCUGUGCAGUCCAAUGGUGUUGGCAUUGACGGGCCCUUUGGCAGCGUGGUGGAGCGGUUCACCCUUCCCGACCGUCCUUCGACUCCUCCAUCUGACCUGCGGCUGCACCCACUCAACCCCUACGCUGUCCAGGUGCACUGGUGCCCCCCUGCCGAGCCCAAUGGCAUCAUUGUGGAGUACCUCAUCUUGUACAACGCCAACAACACGCAGCCUGAUGACAUGUGGACCUUGCUGACUCGGGAAGGAAAUAUCUUCAGCACUGAAGUGCAUGGCCUGGAAAGCGACACCAGAUACUUCUUCAAGAUGGGAGCAAAGACAGUCGUGGGAUCUGGUCCUUAUUCAAAUGUUAAGGAUGUGCACACCCUCCGGGAGAAGCUGUCGGAUGUUCUGGAUAUCCACUCUGUCACGGGAAUCAUUGUGGGAGUGUGCCUGGGGCUGCUCUGCAUACUCUUCUGCAUGUGUGCCAGCUUCCGCAACAGCAAGCAGAGGGAAGCCCUGCCAGGCCUGGAUUCCCAGGCAGCUGGCAACCACACUUACUACCACCGGAGCAGACAAGGGGUGACAGCUCCCAGUGCCACCUCGGAUUCACAUGAGCUGGAGUCCCUCAUGUCCCCACUCCCGGAGGAUGCACCCAUGCCUCUGGGGGACAUCACAGAACUGACAGAAGUGCACAGCCUCAUCCACACGAGCCUCCCUGAGGACAUCGUCCGUGGGAAGAGGAAGUCUUCAUGGAAUAAAUCAGCCAACCAGCCCUGGACAAACAGCAUCACCAGAUAUGGGGACACCAUCACAAAAGAGCCUCUCUCUGCUGUGAACGGAUCGCUGAAGCUCCCUCCCAGCGCGGGACAGAACCUUUUGUUACAAGCGCUGGUUUAUGAUGCUGUGAUGAAUGAUGCAAAGAAAAGCCACCUGCCAGCCAGCCUCCACCAAGUGGAAGCAGAGGUCAUUGUUCAUUCUGAUUUUUCAGCCUCUGACAGAGACUACGACUCCCAGCUGCACACUCUGGGGAACGAAGAGACAGAUACUGAGGACCAGGAGCCUGAAGAGCUCCCCUCCAGAGAGCUGGCUCUUCCCGGUGCUGCCGGCACCCAGCAGGACGCUAGCCAAGUGUUGGUGGAGUGCGUGAGCAAUUCUGAGGUCCAGGCCCAGGACGAGCUGCUGUGUACCAGCAGAAUGACUGACAAAACAGAGGCCAUUGGCAUCCGAGGGCUCAGCAAUGGCUUCCACAGGCACGGGGAAAGUCUGGAUUCAGUGGAGAGUGGAGAUUCGGACUCCAUCCAGGAAGGCAGGGAGGAUGUGCAGCCAGUCAAGUGCCAAUCACUUUCUCCAGCCGCAGAGGAGGUCCUGCUCUACAGUAACUCUGGUUUAACUAGUUCAUCCUCAGCAUCUGAGAACAUGGCAUGUGUCCACAGUCAUUGAAGAGUGAACUAAUCUGUUUUUGAUCAUGGGAGAGCUAGAAGCGCUAGGAGGGCCUGUCCCUGUGAGGUACCGCGUGCCUCGACUCACUGAACCCAGCGGGAGCUGAGAAGGCACAGCAUCUUACCAGCACAAGAUGAGGCCCUGUCAGCUGUACAUUCUGCCUCCAGCAAAUCAGGACUGGUAAGGACUCAUCUUCUUACUGCUGAAGCUGAUGGUUUUUGUGGGAGCAGGACUGAGCCAUCUGCCAAAGUGUGAUGUGAAACCGCGGCUAGGACAGUGUGUUCUGCGUUAGACUGGAGCUGUCACUGCACUGUAGUCCUCGAGGCAACUGGCAAGAUGUCUUCUAAUGCUGGGAAGAGGCACAGCACACCAAGCAAUUCCUCUCAACUGUCCCUUCACCGGAGAGCGCCUUGGCACUACCUACUGCCCACAGUGUUGGGAUGCGUUUUGUUAGAGGAGUCGCACAGAGGGGUGGAAGCUCAACACAAACACAGUGAGCUGUAACCACCAGCCUUUUCUGCCCUCCCGUGGUUAAAAGGAUUAUAAGGCUCUCUUUGUGCGCUACCGCAGUAACUAUGACUAGCAGGCUGAUGUAGUGGCCUUUUAUUACACACUCUACGAGUGCCUCUAACAACUUGUACUAUAUAGAACCUUCUUCGGUGUCUGGGUCAUUUCACCGACCUGGGCUUUGUGUUAUGUAGGUUCUUGUACCUAAUAUUUUAGGUACACAUCUGUCCUUUUAAUGUACAACAUGUAUUUUUAUUUCCUUGGAACAUCUUUAUAUUAUUUAAUUUUAUAAAGUGGAGUAGCGUGUGAUAUAGAGUAGCAUUUGUACUACUUCUCUCUUUCUUUUUUUCCUCCCUAACAACACAACUACCUCAUGUCUGUUGGAGAAAAAAAGCAGUUGAUCUACUCUUCUGUUAUAGCCCAUUAUAGGUUUUAACUUAUUCUUAUACUGCCUUUUUCUAAAGAAGAUGUUUGCACUGGUUGUUGACUCUUUUUUAAGGCGUAGUGCUGCAGAUCUGAUGUCUCUCUUGCUUCAUUUCUAAGUCUCUCUCUAGGAUACCAGCCCCACAGCUGGAGAAUUGGGCUGUGUUUCUCCGUAGGACUGUUUUGCAGGAGUUGGCCAAAGGAGACCGCUUCAGCUGGCGGGCUGUGGAUCCAUGUUUCCUCAAGAAGCUUACACUAACAAAGACAAAAAAGAACAAACAAUUGCAAAAGUAAUCUCGGGGACAUUGAUUUCUCUUUUUUGUGCCUAAGUGGAGACACCUCAGAUGAAUUUGAUUUCCAGAGAGCAGCUCUCAGCAUUCUGUGAGCAGUGGCCUUGCUGGAAGAUGAACCAGUGAAAUUUUCCAGUCACUCUGAAAAUCCCAGCCAAAGUGGUUUAGGGUUUUUUUUUAAAGACUAGAGAAUGACCAGAGCUUAAAAACUAAAAUUAAAUAUUUUCUCUCAUAAUAGUCUGGGUUUAUUAUAGAUAACGUUUGAACAUCACCCAGUGACUCUUUCUCUCUGACACUGUUUCCUUGCUGCUGAUAUGUCUCAGCCUGACCUUCUGGUGUGGGGCGAACUUUGUUCUGCCUUCCUCUUAGCCUGUUUGUGCCCUGUUCCAAGAGUGAAGAGUUUGACUGCAAACACUACAGACUGGACCAGCUCCUUGAGGGUAACAAUGAUGGGUAACUCUUCAUGGGGUGUUUGGUAAAUAUUCUGCCUUUCUGGAAGGUUCAGAUAUCUGGACAUUUGUUUAUUAAAAAAUGAGGCAAUAGGUGCCCAUCUCCCUCUUUUCCCCAAAGCUGUACUGGGAGCUAUGUGCUGAUCUGAGGUCUCAUAAACGAAGAUAGACUUUGGGGUUUUUUGAGGUGAAAUCUGGAGUGAGAUACCACUGCUGCAGCGAGGAGAGCCUCGCUCCACCAGCAUCCUACUCUUCCUGUUGGGCAGAGCCGCAUCACAGUGUGCUCUGUGUUUGGAGCUGAGCUGGACCAGCCUGUGUCCUUGCAAUCCUCCAUCAAACCCUGUUAGCUCCAGCUCUUCAGCAGAGUAUCCAAGCCUUCACAUGGGAAGGAUAUUGGAGCUUUCCCCUCUCCCCAUCGUACAGCAUCUCCUCCCAGCAUGACACACCAUUCUGGUAAACAGCUGUAUUUCCACUUGUUGCACUUGCUCUGUUGCUCCAGCUGCUGCUCGGUAUUUUGAGGAGUCUCUGAAAGGCUGUGGCACAUAGAUUGGAAAUCGGUGCCAGUGAGCAGGCUGGCAGGAGCUGGUGCGUGUGCUACCACAGCGAGGAGCUAGAAAGGCAAGAAACCAUAACUGGGCAGAGGAAGUGUGUAAUUAACCACCAGAUCUCACUGCUACAAGACUUUGUGAAACUAACAACUUAGCAGAUGAGGCAGUGAAGUGUUAUUGCGGGUGAUAAGGGCAAUUCCCAGUUCUAUAGGAGCAGAUGCAGUUGCGGAGGUAUAAUCCCUCCAGCUGGGCUUUAUUGCCAUAGGCUGAGGGGUGUGCCACAGUUUCUGGAGUAGCACUUUGUGCAUUCACCCUCUGCUUUGUCCGUGCUGACUUCAGCAAUCAUACCACCAUGGGGUGAGCAUUGCUAAUCUGCCGAAAAGCUAUCCCUGCCUGUCACUGAAGCCAACACAAGCAGGUUCAGUGUGGUGUCAUUCACCUGCGUCACUUUGGGCUGAUCAUCAGAUUGGAACGUUCUUAUAGUUGUGUGCUCCAAGAGCUUUGGGGGAGGGUAGGGGGGGAGAUGCAGCUGAGUACAAAUAAUUCUGCUAACACAUCACAAAAGUACUUUGUCUCCUCACACUGUGGCUUAUUCCGAACUUGUUACAACCACCAAAUUGUACCAGAGUGAAGCUCACAGCCUUUGGAUGUCCAAGGACUGUAGUGGCCAUGGACUGGUAUGCCAGACCUUGGCUGCAGAAAUCCAGGCAAUUCCCUCAGAGCUGGGAGAUCAGUGCUGAGCAGUUGCAGUGGCACUGCAUUCUCAGCACAAAUACGUGUCCACACAGAGUGCUGGGUGUCCUUUUCUAACUGGGCUGUAUCCCAGGUCCCUCCGGUCCUGAGGGCAUGUGAGAACCUCUCUACUCUGAGCUAGAAAUGAAUGGAAGAAGACAGAUAAUACACAUCUUGUGUGUAAAGCUGAAACAACCAGUGCAUAUAUUUUUUUAUCAUGGAGUAAGUAGCUUUCUGGCAGAUUCCUCACAGACACACAAACUGCUGAUACCUUUAAUUACCCACCAUACUUAAUCUAUGUUCCUACGCAUCAGGCUCCUAUUCUCCCUUUUCUUCCUUUCAGUAACACUAAAGAUUAUUGCUGUUCUACUUUUUGCUGGUGUAUAUUGUUUUACAUUGUUAAAAUGUCAGGUUUGUCUCACUGGCAUCAUUUUGUAGUAUUAAUGUUACCGUUUGGCUACACAACUGUAUAUUUCCCCAUGCUGCUGCAAGAGUCAUGAUUCUCAUCCUUUUAUUUCUUUGAAUUCCUUGUUACAUGAAAUACAUGACUUGGCUAAAAAUCUCUUUCAACUUUUUGUUGAUUUGAUUGCUUACUUAACAGACAGCAAGGUUCUGGUUUAAAUAGUUCAAAUGAGAUAACUUACAAUCUAGGUUUUGAGGAUUUUUUCAUUUCUAGCUAACAGAUCUGAGAUCAGCCCUUGAAAUACGCUCUGUAAGGAAUCAGCAAUUUAUUUUAACAGAAGGCUGUAUAUGGUUUUGAUCUCAUUAGAUAUAGGUGUUUUGAAGGGAUCAUCAUGUCUUUUCUAAUCAAUUCUUGUGUUAGAAAAGAGGGGUUUAGUCCAGCAGAAAUCUACCGUCUCAUUCCUCUGUUUUUGUAUUCCCCUUGCUUGUAUUUUAAAAUGGAAUUUCAUUUAAUUUUCUACACAGUGCAUAAGGAUGUGUAACCAGAACUUGAUCUCGUUUGAAGAUUGUGUCUGUGUUUGGUUCCCUGCUGUACUUAAUUAUAACUUUCUUUCUUCAGAGACUGUUCUGACUCCACAAAUACUCUUUAGUGUUUAAGAAGACAUUGUCCUCAUA
Messenger RNA from Cuculus canorus (common cuckoo), 8171 nucleotides. RefSeq names its product immunoglobulin superfamily DCC subclass member 4 (gene IGDCC4). NCBI's taxonomy places the organism in Eukaryota, Metazoa, Chordata, Aves, Cuculiformes, Cuculidae. Bases 270 to 4145 code for a protein of 1291 amino acids. The transcript has 20 exons. Gene Ontology annotation, molecular function: protein binding. Gene Ontology annotation, biological process: cell-cell adhesion; axon guidance. The record is from RefSeq and is a predicted model, not a curated record. Gene Ontology annotation, cellular component: axon; plasma membrane.